AAAGUCGGGUUUUUUUUUGCAUAAACAGAGGCAAGGAUCUGAGAUUGCUUUUCCACGAAAACCAUUAGAAAUUGAGUGAAAACUGCCGUAAUUUCGAGAGAAAAAGGCAUUUAUGUGAAUCAAAAUUAUAAAUCUCUUUGAGGAAAUCACUCAAGUGUUGAAAAACAGUGAAUCGGUGAUCCUUUGCCUAAGACGAAUUUUUUACUUUGUAAACUAUAAUUAGAGCAUAAAAUAAUGCUAAAUUGCUACAAUCGAGGCUGUGGGCAGUCUUUCUCUCCUGAGAAGAACGAUGAGGAAUCUUGCCGGUAUCAUCCGGGAAUGCCGUACUUCCACGAUGCCUACAAGGGUUGGAGUUGCUGCAAGAAGAAAAGCGUGGAUUUCACCGAGUUUCUCAACAUCAAGGGCUGCACAAUGGGGAAGCACUCGAAUGAAAAGCCCCCGGAACCUGAGAAGCCGGAGAAGAAAGAGUGUUUAGUGGAGGAGGUGAAGGUGAUUCGGCCACCCAUCCAGAAGUCUACACUGCAGAGACCUGAUUUUGAGAUGCCUGUGGUGCAGCUGGAGACGAACGUGGCACCCGCUCUGAAGCAGCAGAUCGAUGCCUUAGCGCCUGCUGUGACCAAGGAGAGUGCCACAAGUGCUGCAGUGGCUGUGGGCACGACGUGCAAGAAUCGCGGCUGCAAUGGAACUUACGAGACUCCAGAGUCCAACGAUCUGGACUGCGUCCAUCAUCCGGGAGUCCCAAUAUUCCACGAAGGCAUGAAAUACUGGUCCUGCUGCACCAAGAGGACCACGGAUUUCAGUGCCUUCCUCGCUCAAGCGGGCUGCAGCAUUGGCCGUCACAAGUGGAUCGCGGACGGGGGCAAGGCAAGCGUGAAAUGCCGAUACGACUGGCAUCAGACGGCAUCCAGCGUCGUGGUGGCUGUCUAUGCGAAGAUGUACGACUACGCCAAGAGUUACGUGAAGUUGAAUCCCGUCAGACUUCAGGUAUGUCUGGUGUUUCCGCAGCAAAGUGGAGCCCAGUUCAAUCUCGACCUAGAAUUGAGAGGAGUUGUGGAUGUGAAGCAAUACCAGGUGGACAUGUUCGCCACAAAGGUCGAGAUCAAGCUCACGAAGGCCGAACCGGGAUCCUGGGCGAAACUAGACAUCCCGCACGUCGCAGACACCGUCCCAGAAGCGACUCCAGCAGUACAAAAGAUUGAGAAGAAGACCAAUAACCUGAGCCUGGAUGACUCUGAUGACUCCGAUGUGGAUCUCGAUGACAUCGAAGCAGUGCAUCCGGGUGCCAAGAUUACAGAACUCGACUAA
This is a messenger RNA of Phlebotomus argentipes, 1305 nucleotides long. RefSeq names its product cysteine and histidine-rich domain-containing protein morgana (gene mora). The transcript is spliced from 2 exons. NCBI's taxonomy places the organism in Eukaryota, Metazoa, Arthropoda, Insecta, Diptera, Psychodidae. Bases 235 to 1305 code for a protein of 356 amino acids. The record is from RefSeq and is a predicted model, not a curated record.